This is a messenger RNA of Didymosphaeria variabile, 192 nucleotides long. RefSeq lists its product as uncharacterized. The transcript has 2 exons. The record is from RefSeq and is a predicted model, not a curated record. NCBI's taxonomy places the organism in Eukaryota, Fungi, Ascomycota, Dothideomycetes, Pleosporales, Didymosphaeriaceae. Bases 1 to 192 code for a protein of 63 amino acids.
AUGCCUACUAAAUCAGUCACAAUGGCCGCCAUCGACAUGUCCCUCGUCGCCCGCAGCGAAGCUGCUAUUUCCCAGCUCGUCAAGCGAAAGAACUUCGCUGCCAGGGAACCCGGUGUCAUCGUCGUUUUCGCCAUCGUCGGUGCCGUCGCCAUUCUCGUCAUCGGCAUGUUGAUCCAGAAGAGGGUAAGAUGA